AUGCUGCUACCUUCGCUGCUGUUGCUGCUGCUGCUGCUAGCUGGCACCCGCUGGCUGUGGGGCCAGUGGAAGCUGUGGAACCUUCAUCUCCCUCCUCUGGCCCCGGGGUUUCUGCACUUUCUACGACCUAACCUUCCUGUCUACCUGCUUGGCCUCACUCAGAAACUUGGGCCCGUCUAUAGAAUCCGCUUGGGGCUGCAAGAUGUGGUGGUGCUGAAUUCUAACAGAACCAUCGAAGAGGCCUUGAUCCAAAAGUGGGUGGACUUUGCCGGCCGACCCCCGAUAAUACAUGGUAAGGCGAUGGACUUGGACCUGUCCCUGGGGGAUUACUCUGUAAUGUGGAAGGCCCAAAAGAAACUCUCUCGCUCAGCCCUGAUGCUGGGCAUGCGAGAGUCCAUGGAGCCUCUGAUAGAACAGCUGACCCAGGAAUUCUGCGAGCGCAUGAGAGCCCAGGCUGGUACCCCCGUGACCAUCUGUAAGGAAUUCUCUUUACUCACUUGCAGUGUCAUCUGCUGCCUUACCUUUGGAGACAAGCAGGACAGCACUUUGGUACAUGGCAUUCAUAACUGUGUCCGGGACUUGUUGCAAGCCUGGAACCACUGGUCCAUCCAAAUCUUGGAUAUAUUUCCCCUUCUCAGGUUCCUCCCCAAUCCAGGCCUCUGGAAGCUGAAACAGUUCCAAGAGAUCAGGGACCAUAUUGUAAAGCAGCAACUGAGGCAGCACAAGGACAGCCUGGUAGCAGGUGGCCAAUGGAAAGACAUGAUUGACUACAUGCUCCAGGGACUGGAGAAACAAAGAGACGGCAAAGACACAGAGCAACUCCAUGAGGGGCAUGUGCACAUGUUGGUGGUGGACCUCUUCGUCGGUGGCACCGAGACCACGGCUACCACGCUCUCCUGGGCGGUGGCUUUUCUUCUUCACCACCCUGAGAUCCAGAAGCGACUGCAGGAAGAAUUAGACCUGAAUCUGGGACCCAGCUCCCAGCUCCUGUACAAGAACCGAAUGCAGCUGCCUCUGCUCAUGGCCACCAUUGCUGAGGUGCUGCGUUUGCGGCCCGUGGUACCCUUGGCCUUACCCCAUCGUGCAACUAAGACUAGCAGCAUCUCUGGCUAUGACAUUCCCAAGGAUAUGAUUGUCAUCCCCAACAUCCAAGGCGCCAACCUGGAUGAGACGGUUUGGGAACUGCCCAGCAAGUUCUGGCCUGAUCGCUUCCUGGAACCUGGCAGGAAUCCCAGAACACCAUCCUUUGGCUGUGGGGCACGCGUAUGCCUGGGAGAGCCCCUGGCGCGGCUGGAGCUCUUCGUGGUGCUGGCUCGCCUGCUCCAGGCCUUCACGCUGCUGCCGCCAGCAGAUGGCACCCUGCCCUCCCUGGAGCCCCAGCCUUAUGCUGGCAUCAAUCUCUUAAUUCCUCCCUUCCAGGUGCGGCUGCAGCCCAGGAACCUGGCGCCCCAAGACCAGGGUGAGAAAUCCUUGACAGGCUAGGACGAGCCUUGUGCCUCACUUUCUCCUUUAUUACUCUAUUCCCCUCCCCUCCCCCCUGUAAACAUGGUGCUGUGAGAUUGCGGCAGAGAAGGCUUCCUCGGCGAGCUAGGCACAGUACAGGCACACUGGCUCUUCUCUGGUCACAACCCCUCAGUGCUCGGCAGUCAUACCAGGGUGUGAGUGAGGUGGACAGCAGGCUCAGGUGCCCCUGGUGGGGGCCCGGAAAUUUCUGGGUCUCCGCUUCAUUUCCGUGAAGGACACCGAGAACUUGAAGCCCUUCCAGUCGUACCAGCUCACUCCCUGAGGAAAGGGUUGUCAAGGGAGGAGAGUCAAGACAACACCACAUCGAUGCCGCCUUAUCCAUCCCAACCCUGCUCCUGUAGGUGACUCCCAGGGUUCAGCCACCUCCCCCGUAAUCCCUGAGCUGAUGCCUUCUAAUAAACUAUUAAACGAUUUCUUCAA
Molecule: messenger RNA, 1944 nt
Organism: Grammomys surdaster
Lineage: Eukaryota; Metazoa; Chordata; Mammalia; Rodentia; Muridae
Product: steroid 21-hydroxylase
Exons: 10
Coding region: 1-1482 (493 amino acids)
Biological process (GO): hormone biosynthetic process; progesterone metabolic process
Molecular function (GO): steroid 17-alpha-monooxygenase activity; heme binding; iron ion binding
Source: RefSeq, a predicted model, not a curated record